AUUACAGAUUUUAACUCUUCUGUGAACACUGGAGGUUUGUCUAAGCUCAAGAGGAAACUGUCCUGAGUUUUAUUUAGAUAUUUAUCAUCUAAAAACGUCACAGUUUUUCUCGUAUAUCCGGACUUUACGCUGCUGCAGUAAAUCGGCUGUGCGCCUCUGCUGCGUCUCUUACGGCCACUCAAAGUUACUGUAAAAAGUAUUUUAAUUAUCAGUAAAGUCAAGCAGUGAAGAGGAGACGUUAUGUCUACGUGCAUGGAUAUAGUUGAUUAAUAGAGACUGGCUUCUAGUUUCUUCCACACUAUCCAGGAUACAACGGCUGUCGUGGAGGGUUUCCCAGUCUUGUGUGGGAUGUUAUCGGACUGGUGGAGCGUUGAGGCUGAAGGAGCAUGGUGAAACACCAACCCUUACAGGUCUAUGAGAAGCAGGUCUUUGUGUCCUUUGUCACUGGGGUCUAUGGUUGUCGCUGGAAACGCUACCAGCGCUCCCAAGACGACAGCUCCAGGUGGGAGUGUACAUGGUUCGUCCUCCUGUGCAGUUCUUUCCUUCUGCUGCUCUUCUGGGCUUACUUCUGGCUGGUGGCUCAAAAUGACAUCAACGAGUUCAACAUGUCGGUGUAUAACCACUCUGGAGAAUGGAGCGAUGAGACGAUCCCACUCCUGGCGUCCACCACCAUAGGAUUCAGCUACAUCACUUUCUUACUGAUGUUAGCUCUUUUCCACAUCUCUCUGGGCCAGCAGCUGAACCUCUACUGGGUUCACAAGAUUGGAGUGUUAGCGACGCUGCUGACCACCAUCUCUGGUAUCGUCUCUGUUGAUGACCUGUGGGCCGAUGAGUGGGACAUCCUGCUCGUAUCACUGCAGGCCACAGCACCUUUCCUGCACCUCGGAGCCCUGACAACAGUCACAGCCAUCAGCUGGUUGGUAGCUGGUUAUGUGGUCCGCAGAGAGAGAUCCACUUUCCAGGUGGUGGUGCUGCUGAUCUACACCCUCGUCCUCCUGGCUCUGUAUCUGGCUCCGCUCACGUUCACCUGCCCCUGCAUCAUGGACCGCCACAGCCUCACACAUCGACCUGAAGUCAUCGGUCGACGGGGAGCUCCUAUGCUGGCUCCAGAAAACACCAUGGUGUCCUUUAACCGAGCGCUGCAGCACGGAGCCAGCUCCCUGGAGGCCGACGUCAGCAUCAGUGUGGAUGGCGUCCCCUUCCUGAUGCGUGACAGCACCUUCAGACGAACCACAGACAUCAGUAAGGUUUAUCCAUCCAGACAGUACGAAGACGCCUCUUCCUUCAACUGGACAGAGAUCCGCUCUCUGAAUGCAGGACACUGGUUCCUGGAGAGCGACCCCUACUGGACAGCUAACACCCUGACAGAGAGGGACCGCGUCAGGAUAGCCAAUCAGUCAGUCUGCAGUCUGGUGGACAUGCUGCGCCUGGCGUCCAGGGCCAACAGCUCCGCCCUCCUCGACAUCCGCAGGCCUCCGCCGGAGCACCCCCGCCACCGGAGCUGGUUCAUGGACACGCUGUGGGCCGUGCAGAAAGCAGGGAUCUCCCAGAAGAGGGUGAGGACUGUGACGUGGACCCCCGACACGGACAGGGGGAGGGUGCGAGGGCUGCAGCAGGGUGCAAAUGAGAAGCUGUCCAUCAAAGAGAUAAGGCAGAGAGGAAUCACCAGCCUGAACCUCCACUACAGCAAGGCCCACCACAAAGACAUAGAGGAGUAUCUGGCAAAUAACGUGAGCGUGACUGUGUACCCGGUGAAUGAGCCCUGGCUCUACUCUCUGCUGUGGUGCAGCGGGGUGCCUUCUGUGUCCUCUGAUGCCCCCCAAGUCCUCCGAAAGGUGCCUUACCCCAUCUGGCUCAUGAGCCACCACGCUUACGACUUCAUCUGGAUCACUUCAGAUCUGGUCUCCAUAGCUGUGGUCAUAGGGAUCUUUUGUUAUCAGAAGUGGAAGAUGAGCGGGAUGCAGAACUAUAACCCUGAGCAGAUCAUGCUGAGCGCUGUGACACGUCGGACCAGUCGGGAAGUAAACAUCAUGAAGGAGAAGCUCAUAUUUUCAGAUAUCAACAAUGGACUGGGCAGUUCAGAGGAGCUCUCUCUGUAUCCUGAAAACGGCUACGCAAGAUAUUCUAACAGCAACAUCACUCGAUGAACACAUCUUCACUGGAACAUCUGCAUUACAGAUGUUGUUUGAUUUCAGAGUUUUAAUGAGUAGAUGUUAUGUUCUGGACAGAGGACACUGAUCUGUACGUCCACAGACUGUGAAAGUGAAACAGCAAGGACAUCAAAUAUUGUCCGGACAAUAACAGACAAUAUGCUCUGAUGACUCAGUGACAUAUCAUCACUUUCUUUUGUGCAAGUUUGAUAUAAUAUAUGUCUGAUGUUGUUGUGUGUUGGAUUUUUCUAACAUAAUGCAGAAGACUGAGACAGGCAUAAGACAGAAAAAGGGAGGAGGAUGAUUUUCUUUAAAUUGUUAAUGUGAAGAUCAUACACUACUUCAGAACUACAUUAAUUGUGCAUGUGUGUAAUUGUGUGAAAAAAUAUAUCAAAGGAAUAAGUUUUAAUAUUUUUCCAUUUCUAUAUUUCAUUUUUAAUUCCUCAAAAAAUGCAUCUUGAUCAAUCAUUUAAUUUCUCAUUCCUGGCUCUUCAACUGAGAGCGCAACAGUUCAACUCUUUCCUCGACCUUUUUACUUUAUCUCAAUAUUUUGACUUUAUUUAAAAAAAUUCAUAUUUGAAAAAUAUUCCAUCUCACAUUUUUUUCUCAUGCCUUUACUCUUUCACUAAUACUUCCUGUCUUGGACACAUACAAAAUAAAAGUUUACCACAAACCUUUAAAGGCAUGUUGUAACUAUCAGUGUUCUUAAAAGUUAGCAUGUAGCAUGUAGCAACAGGAAACCAGCAGUGACCUGUCAGUGUCAACAGUCUAUAAAACAGGAUUUGUUAGAUAAUAAACCUGAUUCAUUGUCGAGGCAAAAUGUAUAUUUCUGUUAUUGAAGCAUGUUUUGAAUCAGAAUUUAAAAACAUCAUUUUACAAAUAAAAAAAGGAGGGAAAAAAAUCAGUUUUAUGAAAUGAAAAUAAUAAGUUUGAAAGAGUAAAAAGUGUAAUUUUUUGUAUUUUUCUUGUAGGUCACUGUCGUUUCACAACAGAUGAUAUCAGCUGUGUGGUGUUCUGUAUCAUCAUGUAAAUAAGAGCUGUUUUUAUUUCUUGUUUUCGAUCUGGGAGGAUUUUAAAGGAUUUGGACGUAUCAUUUAUAUGUUUUUUGCAUUAAUAAUAUAUAUGACUGUCUUUUUUUCUUAUUGGUGUGACAAAGAUAAGGGCAAAUGUAAAAACUAAUUUUAUUGCUGUUUCCUGUGUGUAUUUGUGUGUGGGGGGAGGGGGGGAAUUGGGGGAUUUAAGAGUACUGGUCGUCAUGUUGUGGUUUUAAUCUUUGUCUCUGCCUCUUUUCUGUCAUGACUGAUUUAUUAUGUAGAUUUAAAGACGCUGUUUCAACGUUCACAUGGCUGCCUUUUUGUUUAAUCAUGGACAUAUUUCCCCCUUUGGGUUUAUUAUAUAUAAUAUAUAGUAUAUAGGAAUAAACAUUUCAAUUGACAUCUUAUCUUUUAGCUGCAGACAUGUCCACUGUCUAAUAAAAGUUCUCUCUUUGAA
Labrus bergylta (ballan wrasse) is the source of this 3641-nucleotide messenger RNA. RefSeq names its product glycerophosphodiester phosphodiesterase domain containing 5a (gene gdpd5a). The record is from RefSeq and is a predicted model, not a curated record. Gene Ontology annotation, cellular component: plasma membrane. Gene Ontology annotation, molecular function: glycerophosphodiester phosphodiesterase activity. Gene Ontology annotation, biological process: lipid metabolic process; positive regulation of neuron differentiation. NCBI's taxonomy places the organism in Eukaryota, Metazoa, Chordata, Actinopteri, Labriformes, Labridae.